AUGUAUCAAAAGUAUCGUCCAUACGCAUCUCUUAAUCCUGUCAAGUCACAUAGUGGAGGAAAACCACCAUUUUCUCCUACGAUCAGCUCGUCGAGUCCUCCAUUCAAACCAGUAGUCUGUAAGACCGAUACGUUAGAUCCCUCAUUCAAAAAUGAGUUCAAGACACCUGGAUCGAGGGAGAUACCAGGAUCGCUACCGCGUAAACCCGCCCCUCAGGGGUCCAGCAACAAGUCAGAUCAUAACGUCAGCUCCGACCUUGGACCUUCGUCAUGUCAUGAUCCACCAAUUCCUACUGGACCUAAAUCAUUGAUCGAACGAAUCUCUUUCACCCCUCAUACACUGUCUUCUUUUCCGCUUGGAAACUUCAACCUCACCAACUCCGUUGUCGCCAAAACUCCUGAAACAGGUGUACCAAUCGAGAAGAUGCAAUCGGACCAACUCAGCAAGGCCCUCUCUGCUUUAGCUGCACUUUCCCACAAGUUGAAAAUGAAUUCAAGUAAUCUCACUCAAAUCGCUGAACCGACACGUGCCAACAGAGGUCAUCGAUUUCAUUCUGAAGAUAAUGAAAGAUUCUCCGUAGGAUCUGUGCAUCCCAUUCGGCAGACAUAUAGAAGACCGGAAAAAGGGUUCUCGACCAGUCCGAGAAGGAGAUACACGAGGGAAGAUGAUCGAAGGAGAUCUUCCUCUUGCUCCUCUUUCCAUCAUGAAGGUCAUUCAGGCAGAUUCAGCCAAAGGCGAUCGUCAUAUCGAACUUAUGAGGCAUACUACAGUACGCAGAACCGCCACCGACAUCGACAUGGUCAUCACAAUCAUAAUCGAAGAUAUGAUCAUUACAGACCUAAGUCGGACUAUCGGCCUACAACCAAUAUAAUCAAGGACGAGCUGAAAGGGUUUGAACAUCAUUUUAAAGUUGAUGAAGAAGAGGAGAAGACGAUUGAGCCUAAGUAUAUUGGGAUUUCGGAAGAUGGGAGGCGAUUGAUAUUUGGUUCAAAAAGGAGGGAAGUUGAACUAGCUUUACUUGCAGCUCAUAAGGAUGAAGAUAUCCAGGGUGCACAGUCAGCUGGAGAACUACCUGUUGAGGAGAAUCGGACUGGAUGCAGUCCGUCCGAACGACUCGGAUCGCCUCUUCGUGGUGAUCACGAAAGUGUCUCUCAGGUUGAUGUCGUAGAUGCAGGUGUAGUUGCAGAACCGAACGAGAAUCGUGAUAGUAACGAAAGAGGUCUUUCAGGAGCCAUUCAGGCACAAACAGUAUUAAGAUGUGAAAGGGGAUCAGAAAGUGGACCCGGAGAUCAGGAGGAAGAACAACAAGCAGAGGAAAGUGAAUUGUCGACAGAAGAGAGUAAAGAAGGAGGUGAGAUUUCGGAGGCAUUAGAUCACAUUGACAACCUCAACAACCACGCCUUUCAGUCCCAAACUGAAGUUGUCCGGAAAUGUCAACUCGUCGGUAAGACAUCAAGGAAUGCUUUGACUACCGAUACACUAUCUCGGUUCUACUCGAAAUCCUCCUCACCAAAUUUCGAUACCGGCAACACACUCACACCUAAACCUAGGGUAUAUCGUAUAAGCGAUUUAUCUUCUGAUAUCUUGGAUCUAAUGGGUAUCCAACUUCGAUAUGCCUUCAAGAAUGACAAUUUGAAUAGGUCUGAUAGAUGGGAAGAUAUUUUAGAUGGUGGGGGAAAAGGAAAAGUACUAAGACUGGCAGGUAGGGAUCUGGGUAUAAGGUUGGGUAUGAGUAAUAGCGAAUUUGAGAUUGAUGGUAUAUUGCGAAAUGGUUCGUCUCAUAGUGUUGAUGAUGAAAGUGAUCGUGCUUGUAAGAGAUCCAGGUCUAGGUCUAGAUCCGCAGACAAUGAGGAAGAAGUGGAAAGACUAGGCAGGAAAAGGAAGAGAAUCAUCAUUUGA
Kwoniella botswanensis is the source of this 1899-nucleotide messenger RNA. RefSeq lists its product as uncharacterized. NCBI's taxonomy places the organism in Eukaryota, Fungi, Basidiomycota, Tremellomycetes, Tremellales, Cryptococcaceae. The transcript is spliced from 2 exons. The record is from RefSeq and is a predicted model, not a curated record. The coding region runs from base 1 to 1899 and encodes 632 amino acids.